AUGUAUUUCUCUAUAUUACUUGUUAUAUACACGUCAUUAUAUGCAUCAUACUGUAAUUCUAGUCCAUUAUAUUUUAUUUAUCAAGAAGCAUGGCCUGUAUCCUUAGCAUGGAAAUGUAGUGGUACACCAAUGUUAAAUGGACAACGUGUUCAGUUCAUUGAAGAAGCGACAGAAGUUUAUUAUGAUACAUUAAUGUCUGGAAGAUUUAUAGAAGAUAGAAAUUUAGACGUUGUCAUACCACCGAAUAGCAUAUUAAAAUCAAAAGAUUAUUUAAAUAUGCUUGAUCUAGUAAUACAUACAUCAGGAAAAAAUCUUGGUAAUCCAGUUGUAAUGCGGAUUAAUUGUGAAUUAAUGAAUAAUUUAAAAUGGGUCAAAGAAGUAUACAAUAGAGCAUUAUCCAGAAAUACAAAGACAUUUAGAGCUAUACUGGAUAUUAUUUAUAGAUUGGGUUUAUGCAUUCGUGAGAUUGAUCCACAUUUAAAUUGCCCAGAUGUUUGUCGAGGUAAAACACAUAAAUUUUGCAAAAACAAACCAUACACUGUUGGUUUCUGUGGUACUUAUAUGAAUGACUUAUUACGUGAUGCAAAAAUCCAUUAUACAGAAGAGAAAAAAGUAAAAGAAUUAAAAAGGAUUUUGAAAAAUUGGUUAUUACAUGUACCUGUUGAGAGACGUCUACCGAUGGAAUUUUUUCUGCAUUUUAUUAAUAAUAAAAAAUUGUUUCUCAAAGUCAUUGAAAUUCAACGACAAAGUGCAUUGAUAGCUUAUUGUCCUUGUCAAGCUAAAUAUAUAUAUGACAGAAAUUCAGACACAUGUUCAAAAGUAAGAAGACAACAUAGUUGUUACAGUGACAGUUACUGUGCGAAUGGAGGUACAUGUGUACAAAAUCUGGAGAUUGAUCAUCUGGAGUCAGGCUUAUUUUGUCAAUGUCCACCUGCUUUUAAAGGUACUCAGUGCGAGUAUGAAAGAAAUCCAUGCGAAGAUGAAGUUGGCUGUGUUCCAUUUUCUUGUGUGCGAGAUCCACGAAAUUUAGAGUAUGGUUCCCGUUGUCAAUGUCCUACAACACAUCAACAUCAGACUGAAAGUGAACCCAGGUGUGUACCUAUAUCAGUUUGUGGUGAAUUCAAUAUAACAAGUGAAUUUAAAAUGAGAAGGCAACCAUGUAGGAAUUCGGGUCAGUGUAUCCAAGAUACUAAGAAUCCAACUUUGUAUAAAUGUAUUUGUAGCCAUGGUUAUACAGGUGAUCAUUGUGAGAUUGAACCAUCACCAGCUAUAUGGAGUGUAUGGUCAGCAUGGUCUAAUUGUUUAUGGCCUGACUUAAAUGAAAUAUGCCACAAAAAACCAUAUCGUCAACAAAUACGCACUUGUAUAACUAAUGCAAUCGGCCAAAAAUGUAUGGGGGAAACAAAAAGGAUAACACAUAUUGGAUGUGAUCUCAGUGUACUCCAUUCAAAAUCAGAGAUCAACGUAUCACAAACAAAACGUGAGAAUCUAAUAAACGCAUUAAAAUUAUGUGAUUUAUAUAGUAAACAAUAUGUUAUGCCAACAAGUGAAUAUGGAUUAAAUCAACAAUUAAUAAUAGUUGAAGAAGCCGAUGAUUGGAUUACAACCGGUUUUGAGGAUGCACCACAACUACAUUUGAGUGAGUCAACAGUAACUGAUCAAUCACAGUCAGCAAACUGGCCUACGAGACAGGACUAUCUACUCACCACAGGAUGGAUAUAUUUGACCAUAAUUCACAUAGGAACAAUACUAUUUUGGAUUCAUUACAUACACCGUUGGAGAACACAACGAAGAGAUUAG
Messenger RNA from Schistosoma curassoni, 1800 nucleotides. NCBI's taxonomy places the organism in Eukaryota, Metazoa, Platyhelminthes, Trematoda, Strigeidida, Schistosomatidae. The record is from the annotation of a GenBank genome assembly.